Molecule: messenger RNA, 1425 nt
Organism: Cetraspora pellucida
Lineage: Eukaryota; Fungi; Glomeromycota; Glomeromycetes; Diversisporales; Gigasporaceae
Source: the annotation of a GenBank genome assembly
AUGCCAAAACCGGUAAGGCAAGAAGAUUUAGAUUUCGUUUCUUGUGAGAACGAUCGCUAUGAAAGUGAAAUAUUUAAAUGGAAAAAUGAUCGGUUAGUUGAAGCCAUAGCACAAGAAGAACUUGAAUUUGUGAAAGAGUCUUACGAAGCCAAAGCACGCGCACACAAAAUAUAUGAAGAAGCAGAGCAGAUACGUUUAAAGGCUAUGAAAGAAUGGCAAAAAUACUGGGCUCAAAUGGAGGCUAAAUAUGAAAAAGAAAGGCUUGAAAGAAGACGAAGAUUUGAAUCAGAACAGGCUAAGUGGAAGCAAAUGGCUGAGGAAUACGAUCGUAAGAUUAAAGCGCAAAGACAAGCCGAAGAAGAUCGAAAAAAAAAAGAGGAAGAGGCAAAAAACCAGGAAAUUCUUAGAAUACAAAAUCAGAAACUGGCACAGGAGGUAGCAUUGGCUGAGGAAAGAAAGAAAAAAGAAGAGGCGUUAAAAGCGGCAGAAAACGCCAAAAAAACUCAAGAUAAUGUUAAAAUUGUGAUCGAGGGUAAUGCUAAAAAUCUUGCAUCAGACGAAAUUUUGAAACAAGAAGAGCAUUAUCGCAAUAUGCUUAAAAGUAUACAUGAUAAAUUUUCAAAGAAUCCUCAGCUGAAAUCUGCGACUACCGGAACAAGAAAGAACAUCACACUGGGAUUAAACAUUCUUACGAAUGGCCGUGCGGAAAUUAUUAAAAUUGCUUCUCAAUUUGACGAAAUGCUGAAAAGCCACAAAAACAAUUUGAACGUUUACUAUUUUCUUAUUAACUAUAUUGCAAAAGGAAUAGUGAAACACGCUGAAGUUGACGUAGUAUCGAAGGAAUCUGCAGCGUUUCCUUUUGCUCAUUUGUGUGUGUUGAUUUCUACGCAACAUCCAGAAUUUAUGGAGUUUUUAAUGACUCGCCUUGUUAAAAAAUGUCCAUAUGUCUUACCACGCUAUCAUAUUUGUCAGACCAAUCAAAGCCGGGAGGAAUAUAAGAAGCAAAUAUCAUCUAAGCCAAAGGAGGAUGAAGAUGCCUAUGUUAAUCGAAUGUGUGCAAUUGUAGCCCUAUAUUGUGCAAUAAUGCAAACGGAACCUUUAUAUCCUCAACUUAAAAACCCAUAUUACAUUGACAAUGCUUGGACAUAUCUGGCGCGUUUAAUGAACCUGAGGCCUCAAAAAAUUACGCCAUCGCUUCUUUAUACUUGUCUAAAGAUUACUGGCUCGAGUCUUUUUCGCGCAUAUAAUCAUCACGCAUUGAAACUAUUUUCUGUUGUCUACAAAAGCUAUGUUCAAAACCCACCUUCAGAGGUUCGAUCAUUGCUGACAAGCUCGCCGGCUGCAAUGUCUAGAUUACGAACAUUACUUGAAGAUGCGUCUAAAAAAGGACAAUUUCCAGUUCCAGAAGGACAGACUCCUAGCUAA